Penicillium brevicompactum is the source of this 1326-nucleotide messenger RNA. RefSeq names its product histidinol dehydrogenase family protein. The record is from RefSeq and is a predicted model, not a curated record. Gene Ontology annotation, cellular component: cytoplasm. NCBI's taxonomy places the organism in Eukaryota, Fungi, Ascomycota, Eurotiomycetes, Eurotiales, Aspergillaceae. The transcript has 3 exons. Gene Ontology annotation, biological process: L-histidine biosynthetic process. The coding region runs from base 1 to 1326 and encodes 441 amino acids. Gene Ontology annotation, molecular function: metal ion binding; NAD binding; histidinol dehydrogenase activity.
AUGACGCGCUAUCUGAAGCAAGCUCAAGCUGUCUCGGCCAAUAGCCAGUCUAGCCAGGUGCCUUCGAUUGUCAGCGGUGUCAUUGCGGAUAUUCGAGCCAACGGCGACACAGCCGUCCGCAAGUACUCCGAAAAGUUCGACAAGUGGUCCCCAACAUCAUUCCUGCUGUCUCAGCAGCAGAUUGAUGAAGCUCUGGCCAAUGUUUCUGAUCAAACAAAAGAUGACAUUCGUCAAGUUCAGGCAAAUGUGCGCAAGUUUGCCACUGCCCAGCUCAAGUCUAUCAAUGACUUUGAGAUCGAGAUGUCUCCGGGCGUCCACCUGGGACAGAAGAACAUUCCCAUCUCGUCCGUCGGCGCAUACAUUCCCGGGGGAAAGUACCCUCUCCUCGCGUCUGCCCACAUGACAAUCUUGACUGCCAAGGUCGCAGGCGUCAAAAACGUCAUUGGCUGCACCCCUCCUAUCGCAGGCAAGAUCCCAUAUGCCACAAUUGCAGCGAUGCAUUAUGCCGGGGCCGACCAAAUCUAUCUUCUUGGAGGUGUCCAAGCAGUAGCAGCAAUGGCCGUCGGCACCGAAACAAUCCCCAAGGUUGAUUUCAUCGCUGGUCCCGGUAAUGCAUUUGUAGCUGAGGCGAAACGUCAGCUCUUUGGCGAGAUUGGAAUUGAUCUGUUUGCCGGUCCAACUGAGGUUCUCAUCGUUGCAGAUGACGCGGCUGAUCCUUUCACCGUCGCAACUGAUCUUCUAUCACAGGCGGAGCAUGGUAUUGACUCGCCUGCUGUCUUGAUCACAACUUCCGAAACAGUAGCCACCGAAACCAUGCGGUAUAUCGAUCGACUGUUGCUAAAAUUGGAGACUGCAAACAUUGCAGGCGAGUCCUGGAAGAACUUUGGCGAGGUUGCGAUUGUAGAUGAUCUCGAUCAAGCGUAUAAGCUUGCCGACGAGUAUGCAUAUGAGCACGUUCAGAUUUUGACACGACAGCCUCGUGAGGCCCUUGAAAAGAUGCGGCACUACGGUGCCUUGUUCCUCGGGGAGAAGACCUGUGUUUCGUACGGCGACAAGGUCAUUGGAACUAACCAUGUCCUACCUACUCGGAAAGCUGCUCGGUACACUGGUGGGCUAUGGGUCGGCAAAUUCCUCCGUACCGUCACCUAUCAAGAAGUCAGGUCAGCAGAAGCAAGUGGCCAACUUGGCGAACUAUGCGGAAGAGCUGCACGUGCCGAGAACUUCGAGGGACAUGCCCGCUCCGGAGACUUGCGUGCCCAUCAGUAUCUCAAUAAGGAUUACAAAUGGAUUAAACAUGGCCAGGGUGACGCGCAACAUAAUCUGUGA